CCUUGUACUACCAACCCAAGUUGAAGUUGGGAGGUCUCCUUUAGGGAGAGAGGAGGGUGCCGACAGGUUAAAUCUAGCUGGCAAAUACUAACCUUUCUUUCAAAAAAGAAAUACACUACAACCCUCCUUUCUUCUUCUUUUUUUUUCCUCUAAAUUUUGGAGAAGAUGACUAUUGCCAUUGAGCAGCCUCAGAUUGAGGAAGGGAAAGGAAAGAAAAUCCCCAUAGAGUCAAAAGAGUUGGUGUCAGAUUCUGGAUUUGUUACUCCUGAAACUAAUGCCUUUGGCCAAACUUUUAGGAACUAUGAAACUGAAUCAGAAAGAAAAGACUCCGUUGAAGAGUUUUAUCGAAUGAACCACAUUCAUCAGACAUGCGAAUUUGUGAAGAACAUGCGAGAGGAAUAUAUCAAGUUGAACAAGGCAAAGAUGAGCAUUUGGGAAUGUUGUGAGUUGCUUAACGAGUUCGUGGAUGAAAGUGAUCUUGAUCUAGAUGAGCCCCAGAUCCAACAUUUGCUACAGAGUGCUGAAGCUAUUAGGAAGGAUUACCCUGAUGAAGAUUGGUUGCAUUUAACUGCCCUUAUACAUGAUCUAGGAAAGGUUCUUCUCCAUCCUAAAUUUGGGCUGCUUCCCCAGUGGGCUGUUGUAGGCGACACAUUCCCUGUAGGUUGUGCUUUUGAUGAAUCCAUUGUUCAUUACAAGCACCUCAAAGAGAAUCCAGACUGCAACAAUCCUCAAUACAACACGAAGUUUGGAGUCUAUGCUGAAGGAUGUGGACUCGACAAUCUAAUGAUGUCAUGGGGCCAUGACGAUUACAUGUAUAUGGUGGCUAAGGAGAACAAGACCACUCUACCUCCAGCUGCACUGUUCAUUAUCCGAUACCAUUCAUUCUAUCCAUUGCAUCGGUCGGGGGCCUAUAAAUAUUUCAUUAAUAAGGAGGAUGAAGAGAACCUAAAAUGGCUUCAGAUCUUCAAUAAAUAUGACCUCUACAGCAAGAGCAAAGUCAGAGUUGAUGCGGAGAAGGUGAAGCCAUACUAUCUGUCCCUUAUUGAGAAGUAUUUCCCUCCCAAGCUGAGGUGGUGAAGCACAGGAAGCUACUAACUUGGUGGAUGAUGGCAUGAUGCUUGCAUUUCAAUGGCAAUUUUCAACAAUUAAUAUGAGAAGGAGACAAAUUAUGAGAUAGAAGUAAUACCAAAUAACUGCUUUCCCUAUAAUAUCCAUGAAAGAAAUCCUGUAGAAUUAUCUUUACUAAAUCUUGAUUCAUUUCUGUCAUUAGGAGAA
This is a messenger RNA of Elaeis guineensis (African oil palm), 1275 nucleotides long. Its product is annotated as probable inositol oxygenase. Gene Ontology annotation, biological process: inositol catabolic process. Gene Ontology annotation, cellular component: cytoplasm. Lineage: Eukaryota; Viridiplantae; Streptophyta; Magnoliopsida; Arecales; Arecaceae. The record is from RefSeq and is a predicted model, not a curated record. Gene Ontology annotation, molecular function: inositol oxygenase activity; iron ion binding.